UUGCGCCCUCUAACCGCCAGCCACGGGGGCGCGCUCGGCUGGGCCCCAGAGGCGGCGCGGGGCCGAGGGGAGGGGGCCGCUCCGGCUGUGGGGGCGGCGCGCGGCGGCCGUGGCGGCCCGGGCUGCAGCUGCGGCGGCGCGCUGGGGGCCCGCGUCUGGGGUGCCCCCGGGUCCGAGCUGCAGCCGCUGUCGGAGCCAUGUACCGCAGCGGCUCCCGCUCCUCCGUCUCUUCGCACCGGCCUAAAGAGAGCGGCGGGGGCGGCCCGCGCACCGGCCGCAGCUCCGGCUCCUCCUCAGGCCCGGCUCGCCGCACCUCUCCGCCGUCCUCCGGCUCCUCCUCGUCGCGGACGCCGGCUCGCCGACCCCGCUCGCCCUCAGGGCACCGCGGCCGCCGGGCCUCGCCGUCCCCGCCGCGGGGCCGCCGCGGCUCCCCGUCCCCGCCCCGCGGCCGCCGGGCCUCACCGUCCCCGCCGCGGGGUCGUCGCGUCUCCCCGUCCCCAUCGCGGACCCGUCGCGGCUCCCCGUCGCCGCCACCGCCGCGAGGCCGACGACUCUUCCCCCCGGGCUCGGCCGGUUUCCGAGGCAGCAGCCGGGGGGAGUCCCGCGCCGACUUCGCCCGGGACGGCCGCGGAGACCAUCCAGGCGACAGUGGCAGCCGGAGACGCUCUCCUAGUCUGCGAUCUGACUCUUCUUUGGAACAGAGCUUAAGGAUCACUGUUGGCAAUGACCACUUCUGUGUUGGCAUACCAGAACGGCGGCGGCUCAGUGAUCGACUGGGGUCACCAGUGGAUAAUCUGGAGGACAUGGACAGGGAUGACCUGACUGAUGAUUCUGUCUUCACUCGAAGCUCUCAAUGCUCUCGAGGUCUUGAACGAUAUAUUUCCCGGGAGGAGGCACCUCUCAGUCCCUUCUUGGGACAACUUGAUGAGGACUACCGAGUGAGGGAAACUUUCCUGCAUCGUUCCGAUUAUAGUCCCCAUAUCACUUGUCAUGAUGAGCUGUUGCGGGGUACAGAACGGACUAGAGACAAACUCAAAGGCUCCUACUCUAUGCGACCUGAGGAAAGGAGCCGGGAGGUCAAACGGGCCCGUUAUGAUGACACAGAGAAGAUACACAGCAUGGGAGGUGAUCACCCAAGUUUUACAUCAGGGACCCGCAACUAUCGACAGCGUAGACGGAGUCCAAGCCCUAGGUUUCUAGACCCUGAGUUUCGAGAGCUGGACCUUGCCAGGCGAAAACGAGAGGAAGAGGAGGAACGAAGUAGGAGCUUAAGUCAGGAUCUGGUGGGAGUUGAUGGUGGUGGCACUAGUUGUCCCAUCCCUGGAUUGUCAGGUGUCCUAACUGCAUCAGAGCAAGGAUAUUCUUUACAUCGGCCUGAGGAAGUGUCUGUGAUGCCCAAGAAGUCAAUUCUGAAGAAGCGGAUUGAGGUGGACAUGGAGCCUUCCAUGCAGCUUGAGAGUUUUUCCAGCAGUACCAGCUCCAACCAGGAUCACCCUCUUUACUCUGGACACUCAUCUCUUCCAAUAAGUGGUGCUAUUGCUGCUUUUGCCUCAGAGGUGGAAAGCAACAAGGGGACUAUGGUAGAGACUACCCUGAAGGAAUCUCAGGGCAACCUCUACCAGUGGGGCCCCCUCCCUGGGAUACCCAAAGACAAUAGUCCCCUCAGAGAGAAGUUUGGAAGUUUUCUGUGCCACAAGGAGAAAUUGGAUAUGAAGGCUGAGGGACCUGAGCGACACACAGACUUCUUGCUUCCUCAUGAGAGAGCUAGCCAGGAUGGCAGUGGUUUUUCCUGCAUUCUGAGCAUGUUGGCGGAUUCUACCAGUACUCAGGAAAAAAGGCGACGUAGUUUCCCUGACAUUGAGGAUGAGGAGAAAUUUCUCUAUGGAGAUGAAGAAGAGGACUUAAAGGCAGAAUCUCCACCAAAACCACUUGGGGGCUCUGAAAGUGAAGUUAUGAGGCAGAAGGCAAGCUCCCUACCCUCUUCAGCUCCAGCUGUAAAGCUGGAAUCAAUAGAAGAGACCGGUCCAGAAUAUGCCAAGAUUCAUGACUUGCUUAAGACUAUAGGGCUGGAUAUUGGGGUAGCAGAGAUUAGUAAACUGGCUGCCCGUACCCAGGAACGACUUCAUGGCAAAAAGCCAUCACGUUCCUCUGCUGACCGCCGUUCCUCAGUUGACCGGCAGUUUUCAGCAGAUCUCUGUUCCUCAGUUGACCGCCGUUUCUCAGCUGAUCGGCAUUCUGCAGAUACUCACAGAUUGGAGAGCGGGGAGGCACACCAUAGUAAUACCCACUCUCCAGAGGUGUCCCAUCCACACCCAGUCUCCCCUGUAGAUCCUUACCUACUCACAAAAAACAGUCCCCCAUUCCUAAAGUCUGACCAUCCAGUGGGUCAUAUUGCAGGACCCGAGGUGGUUGGCAGUGGGUUUCAGUCAUCUGUUGCAGUCAGGUGCCUGUUGCCAUCAGCCCCACCUACCCCAAUUAGACUUCCACACCCUGCUUCUUUAUCUCAGUUUCAUAUGCCAAGGACCUCUCAGUUUGCUGCAGCUCGGAUACCUCCAAAUUACCAGGGACCUGCCAUUCCCCCUGCUUCCUUUGAUGCCUAUAGACACUACAUGGCAUAUGCAGCCUCAAGGUGGCCCAUGUAUCCCACCUCCCAGCCUUCAAACCAUCCUCUCCCUGAACCACACAGGAUAAUGCCCGUUACCAAACAGGCUACCCGUAGCCGUCCCAAUCUCCGCGUGAUCCCCACUGUGACUCCUGAUGAGCCCAAGCAGGAGGAGUCAGUGCUAGGCUCAAUUCCUGCUGCCCAAGUGCCUGUCCAGUUGUCUAUCCCAUCUCUCAUAAGAUAUAAUCCGGAGAAGAUCUCUGAUGAGAAGAACCGUGCUUCCCAGAAGCAGAAGGUUAUUGAAGAGAGGGAAAAGCUAAAGAGUGACCGGGAAGCUCGCCAGAAGAAGAUGUACUAUCUCAGGACUGAGUUGGAGCGGCUUCAUAAACAACAAGGGGAAAUGCUGCGUAAGAAACGAAGGGAGAAGGAUGGUCACAAAGACCCACUCCUGGUGGAGGUGAGUCGGCUUCAGGAUAACAUUAUGAAGGACAUUGCAGAACUUCGACAAGAGGCAGAAGAGGCAGAAAAAAAGCAGUCUGAACUGGACAAAGUGGCUCAGAUCUUGGGAAUUAACAUUUUGGAUAAAUCCCAGAAGUCUUCAAAUGAUAGUAGAGAGCUUAUGGAGAAGUCUGGGAAAGCAGAAAAGUCUAAGAGCCCAGAAAAAGUGUCGUCAUCCUCAAACUCCUCUUCCAAUAGCAAGGAAUCAAAGGUAAACAAUGAGAAUUCCCAUACUAAGAGCCCCAAGCCUGCUGAGAGCCUCCAGCCAGCUGCUAAGCAGUCUGAUCAGCCCAUUGCUGUCUAUGAGUAUUAUGAUGCUGGCAAUCACUGGUGCAAAGACUGCAACACCAUCUGUGGGACCAUGUUUGACUUCUUCACCCAUAUGCACAAUAAGAAGCACACACAGACACUGGAUCCCUACAACAGACCUUGGGCUUCAAAGACCCAGAGUGAGGCCAAGCAAGAUACUGUAAAGCGCACUGACAAGAUAACUGUUCCUGCAAAAGGCUCUGAGUUUCUGGUUCCCAUCACUGGAUAUUACUGCCAGCUCUGUGAGGAAUUUUUGGGGGAUCCAAUUUCCGGAGAACAACAUGUGAAGGGUCAUCAACACAAUGAGAAAUAUAAGAAAUAUGUGGUUGAAAACCCAUUGUAUGAGGAGCGGCGGAAUCUGGAUCGCCAAGCUGGCUUGGCUGUGGUCCUAGAGACGGAACGGCGACGGCAGAGUGAGCUAAAGCGCAAACUCAGUGAGAAGCCAAAGGAAGAGAAAAAGGAAAAAAGGGCAAAGAUCAUGAAAGAAGUAAAGGAAGAUGACAGGGUUUCUGAGGAAUUAGAAGAUCAACUCUCUGAGGGUGGGAACUCCCCUGAAAAGGCUGAAAAUAAAAAGAAGGCUAGCAUCAAACUCCAAUUAAAAGAAGAAGUAAAGAAAGAACCACCACCAUCUUCCUCUUUUGGGAAAUUCAGCUGGAAGAAGCCAGAAAAAGAGGAGGAAAAGAGUUCAGUGGCCCCAAGUAUCCCCAAAGAAGAGAUUGUGGAAAGCAAUAAGGACAAAGAGGAUGGCAAAGCCGAAGCUGGAAAGGCAAAGCCCAUCAAAAUCAAGCUGUCUGGGAAAACUGUUGUUGCACAUACUAGCCCUUGGAUGCCUGUUGUGACAACUUCAACCCAGACUAAGAUUCGACCCAACCUUCCUAUUCCAUCCACAGUUCUCCGCAAAUCAGGGUCAGCCACAGUGAGCAAGCCAGCUCCUCUUAAUACCUUUCUAUCCAUCAAGUCCUCUGGAACCACUGCUAAGCCUCUGCCAGUGGUGAAAGAGUCUUCAGCUGAUCUUCUCUUGCCUCCUGACAUCAUCUCUAAAGCAUUUGGAGGAGAAGAGGUGAUUCUGAAAGGUUCUCCAGAGGAAAAGAUGGUGCUGGCUGAAAAGAAUGAGCCAUCGCAUAUACCUGAACAAAUGCUGCCACCUCCUCCACCACCACCUCCACCACCACCUCCUCCACCUCCAGUUAUACCUCAUCCAGCUGCCCCAUCUCCUGCUCAAGCAAAUGCUCUCUUGGCUCCAGUAAAAUCUAACCCAUCUGUAUCUCACACUCUCAACCCUGGUUUCCUGGGUCCUAACAUUUUGAAUCCAGUGUUGCCAGUAGCCAUCAUGGCCUCAGCACAGCCAGCUACCAUUCCUUCUGAUGAAACAGCUCCUGGGGUGAGUGAGAGUGACCGGGACCAGACCCUAUUCUCUGUAUUAGUGCGUCCUCCACCUCCCCUUUCAAGUGUGUUCAGUGAACAGGCAAAAAAAUUGGAAAAGCGAAAUUCAUGCUUAGCCACAGCCAAUGCUAAGGAUCUGUAUGACAUAUUCUACAGUAGUGGUGGAAAAGGGACUCCUGAGACUAAGCUGAGUAGUGGUCCAUUGGCCAAUGGGGAAAAUAGAACUGAAAGUUCAGACACCUCUUCUACUUCUACUUUGAACAGCAGCGCAUCCCAAGAGGAGUUGCCUCCAAAUAGAAAUUUGGUCUCUGCUCCUUUAGUCAGCAACCCUGAAAAGCCCAUUGCAAAAACUCUGGUGUCCCUAGGGAAAUGGUCAGUUGCAGAAAAUGUAGACUCAAAAAGCAGAGGCAGCACCUAUGGCUUCCUGCAGCCUCUGACAAGGUUGUGCCAAAGCAGGCCUUACGAAACUAUUACCCCAAAGACAGAGAGUUUGGCCAUGUGGACUUCUAGCUCCUUCCAGAGUGAUGCUAAUAGGGAUGUAUCUCCAGAGGGGAAAAUUGAACUUGACCUGGGAGAACCAGGACCACCGGGUGUGGAGCCAGCCCCUCAACUGUCAGAUAUACGCUGUCAUACCAUGGAAUCUCAGAAGUUGGUAGACACCUGCCUUGUGGAAUCUAAUAAUCAGGAUGAGGAAAGUCAAGAACUCCACCAAUCUAAGGAUUGUGGGGAAAGUGGGGUAGAGACAAGCACUGAAUUAAAAGAAAGGGGAAUGAAGCUCUCUGAGAGGACAGUAGGAGAGGGAAUGGAUACCAACGUUGGGCCCAAUAGCAUAGAGGAUUCUAAUUUGAGCCUUGGAAGCAGAUACAUGUGUGAGGGAGAAGCAGAACAGCCCAACUUGCAAAUGACUGACAGAAAGUCUCAACAGUCCAAAAAAUUGAUAACAGGAAGUAAAACUCAAAGUAAAAUGGUGGCUGAAUUGAGUUCACAGGCUCUCUCUUCCACAAAGGCAAAAAUAGACUCGUUUCCAUCAGAAGCUAGGUCUGUACUCCAGAACCCACAAGAUACACCUGUAAAAAUUUCUGCCUCAGAAUUGCUUCUUCAGUCCCCAGCCAGAUCAGAUACAUGUUUGACAGAUAGUGAGCAGGAGCAAGGAGUUUCAACUGGUAAUGAGGAGUGGCUAGAAAAUUCAGUUCCAGAAUCAACUUCCAGAACUUCUAGAUACAGAAGCCUUAGACUCAAGAGAGAAAGAUCAAAAGGCUUUCAGGGUAAAAUGAUCUAUGAACUGGCUGUUUGGGAUGAGAAGAAGAAGAAACCAGAGACCUGGGGGAGCCCAAAGAAACCAAAAGCAGAAGCCUUGGGGUUACGAGAUGUCCAUCCAGGAUUAACAGUGACAAUAGAAGGGAAGGCCUUCGAAAACUUUGAAGUUACAGACUUGAAAGUAGAAGAGUUUGCUUCCCUGGGUAACCUGGGGGAUAUAAGUGUUGAUUUCAGCAGUACUCGGAUUGACCGAGCACAUAGAUCCCCAACUUCCCUGUCUCAGAAAGUGUGUGGAGAAAAUUCUAUGUCACCUAUAGGAAGUAAUCCCUCCACUCUCACUGACUUUGAACCAAUAACAUCCUUUUCUGAGUUUCCAUUAGAUUCUCCCAAAACCCUGGUACUUAACUUUGGAGGAGAGAGUGAACAAAACUCAUCCAAUCCCAGAAGUGGGAGGAUCACUCCAAACAUUUUGAAAACUGGACUUUCUUUAGAAAAUGUUGGCCUUGGUUUGGGGAGCCUAGAGGGAACACACCAGGCCCUUGACCUGUUAGCAGGAGGAAUGAUGCCUGAGGAAAUAGAAACUUCUCAGUUGGAGAAACAAGAUUCACUCAGAUUGGAAUCAGAAACAAUUAAUCCUGCAGGCAUUGGGCCAUCUCCUUGCCUUCCGGAUCUUGUUGACUUUGUCACACGGACAUCUGGAGUUCAAAAAGAGAAGAUUUGUUCUCCUCUCUCUGAGCCAAGCCAGCCUCCUGAGUGUAGUUCCUUGGAGGUGGGACCACUACAGCUAGAAAUACCGAAUGCAUCCAUCACUGAGGUAGCAAUUCCUCAAGUAGAUGAAUAUGGCAACCCUUUGAAUAUGGUAAAAUCCAUGGCUUCAGUGUCCCAUAUGAGAGAGCAGGGAGUGGGAGGCAGUGUGGUCCCUCAGGACGUGGCUGCACAAGAAGCUGCAGUUGAUACCACCCAGGACCACACAGACUCCAGUGUUCACAACUAAGAAUACACAUCCAGAGCUACUUACGGAGGAAUCAAAUUGGCUUCUGGAAAUCAGGUGCCCAGAUGACCCAGGACUAGUUGGCUAUCUCAUCUGGAACCUACAUCAAGAAAUGCUGUCAGCAUCUUACAGUAAAUGUUCAUGGAAGCUAAAAAAUGUACCUCCCUUCCUUUUUUCCUUUCUCCUUAAGAUACCAGACAAAUCAAUCAUAACUUCCCUACAUAUCUGUAAAAAAGUUAUUUUCUGUUAAUUAUUAUUAUUUGCCAAUUUAUAUUCUCCUAUGUCAUUAAAAUCAGAUGUCUAUCUGGCUCACCACAGUGUGCUUUGAUUGUAUUUUGGUUUUGACUCUGCCAUUUCUGGAAUGUGGGGGAGGAGGGAGACAGAGCUGACUUCUCCAAUUGCUGUGUUGUAUUCCCACCCAAUUUCUUGGGCAGCUGAUAGAUCUCUGGGAGAAACACAAGAAAGCCUGCUGAAAUGGAAAACUACUGAUGAAGGAAGGAAUGUUCUCUUAGCCUUCCAUUUGGAUGGGCCUGCCUUAACAUUGUUUGAAAUGCAGCGUGAGUAGCUCUUUUGUUUACUGUUUAUUUACUUGUGGAAUGUCAACUCCCACACUUCCCUCAUUCUGUUGCCUUUGCUUGAGAUGGCCUGCUAAUCCACAAGUCUGUUUGGAAAUGGCCUCAGUAAAUAUGAAGAAAAUCUAGCAGGCUCACUUUUGGAAGACAACAAAUUGGUAAGGCUUAUUGAUGGUUCAGUGCCAGGAGAAGAUACGCUUUUUGGAUCACUUUUAUUUUUGAAAUUGCCUUUGUUCAUUGUAUUGUGAUCCGCUGACACUUCAUGUUAAGUUGUUUAGCAGCCACUUCUGUUCUGAGGAGGUAGAAGAUCUGAAACUUGUUUUGGGAUUGGACUCGUUCUCUGUUCCACACCCAUAUGUAUUCCUUCCUCUACCUCUCCCUUUCCCAAGUUAUUUCCACCAUAGUGUGAUGUUUUGGGUUGUAUAUUUUGUUCAAAAGAUUAAAGAAUUUAUGAGUUGGCUUGGACAAGUUUAACUUUAUUUUUAAUGUGUAAUUACUUGGAAUAAAUGCAUCAAUCUCAUGUUUCUUUCUGGAUUUUUGUUUUAAAACCACACAUAUUUGAACUCCACAGGAUAACUAGAACAGUGUACUUCUGCUGCCAUAUUGUCUAUCCUGCACUCCCAGCCCUUUCCGCAGUUGUUACUGCUACUUCCUUCAUGCCAGAUUGUUAGGUUUAUAGUCGGCCCCAGUGCUGCCUGGAUGGAUAGUGAAUAGGUGACAGUGGUCUAGUUUUGUCAUCUGCCUAUUGCGAAGCUUGGUAUAUACCCUUAUGUUGGCUCUCCCCGUGCGUCUCUGGAACUAAGCUCCCCAAGAACGCUUGUGUUCCUGCUGAGGGUGCUCUUGGGGAUCAGGGAGUAUGGGCCUCAGAUUUUCUAAUUUCUAUCCCAGUUUCCUCUUGAUAUCCAUGUUGUCAGCAAUUUGUCACCUGACUCAACAGAGGCUUCAGAGUCUUAUUUUUCCACUCACUCUUCAAAAA
Camelus dromedarius (Arabian camel) is the source of this 8588-nucleotide messenger RNA. It is a transcript of the gene ZNF318, whose product is annotated as zinc finger protein 318. Lineage: Eukaryota; Metazoa; Chordata; Mammalia; Artiodactyla; Camelidae. Gene Ontology annotation, cellular component: nucleoplasm. Gene Ontology annotation, molecular function: zinc ion binding; nucleic acid binding. The transcript has 10 exons. The coding region runs from base 198 to 7043 and encodes 2281 amino acids. The record is from RefSeq and is a predicted model, not a curated record. Gene Ontology annotation, biological process: negative regulation of DNA-templated transcription; positive regulation of DNA-templated transcription.